Molecule: messenger RNA, 1980 nt
Organism: Lottia gigantea (owl limpet)
Lineage: Eukaryota; Metazoa; Mollusca; Gastropoda; Lottiidae
Exons: 15
Coding region: 1-1980 (659 amino acids)
Biological process (GO): protein phosphorylation; signal transduction
Molecular function (GO): ATP binding; protein kinase activity
Source: RefSeq, a predicted model, not a curated record
AUGUAUUUUUUUCAGAUUGAAAAUAUACGCACACUUAUCAAAGUGACCCGACUAAAAUUAGAAGAGAUGAAUGCAGAAUUCGGAAAACAUCAGCAUCCGCCUCCCUUAUAUCUUCAGGAAUAUGAAGAACUGGCUAAUAAAAUUCACGAGUAUCAGCUUACAGAACAGAAGUUAUUAGAACAGAUGAGCAUAGGUCGAGCUUCACCACCUCCUAGUCCACUACAAAUGAAAGAAGAACCUGCUCGGUCGCCAGGACCUCCGAUUACACCCAACACUAUUCGAGCAUUCUUACCAAGUGAUAUGGUUACUACAGUAAGUAUAACAACUCCUGGUAUAACGUUACGAGAGGGGUUAACUAAACCAAUGAAACGUAGACAGUUAUGUUAUAAUGAUUGUCAAGUCUUCAGACAGGGUACAAGAAUUCCUCUGACGUGGAAUACAGAUAUGGCUGAACUAGCUGGUCAAGAAGUCUCAGUUGAACUGAUUGGUGAAGAGGGAAGGAACAGAUCUAUGUCUCGUGCUGUUGGUCGAAAGACAUUUUUCUCAAUUACAUUCUGUGAUAUGUGCCAUAGUUUAUUAUUUCAAGGGAUACGGUGUCAGACCUGUGGUAUCAAAUAUCAUCAACGCUGUGAAGAUAAGAUACCAAGAAAUUGUCAAGGCGAUUUAGACGACUAUUUUAGACAACGGCAACAAAACAAAAGUUCAACAUCAAACAGACCCUCGACAACAUCUCCGCGAGUUCGACAUCGUAGUCGUCAACCAGCGCCUCAAUUAGGCCAGAGAGAGAGAUCCACGUCUGCACCUAACGUCUGUCACAAUCUGGUCGAAAAUGCCGGCAGUUCCAAUACUCUGAAAUUACCCCUAAAUUAUUCUAGUCCAAGCGGAAGUCCAACUAAAUCAGCCCAAAGUUCACCAACUAGUUCUUCUAAACUUGUGCGACCUAGAGCAAAAUCUGUUGAAACAGAACCAGGCAAAAGGAGAGCUCGUCGUGAUUCCAAUGAUGAUUGGGAAAUAUCUAAUGAUGAAAUAGAACUUGGUGAUAGAAUAGGUUCAGGAUCAUUUGGAACUGUAUUUAAAGGACAUUGGCAUGGACCAGUGGCCAUUAAAAAAUUAAAUGUUAUAGAUCCUACUCCAGCUCAACUACAAGCUUUUAAAAAUGAAGUUGCUGUGUUAAGGUCAACACGUCACGUGAAUAUAUUGCUGUUUAUGGGAUGUGUGUCGAAGCCUCAUCUUGAAAUUGUCACUCAAUGGUGUGAUGGACACAGUCUGUACCAACAUUUACACGUUAAAGAUACUAAAUUUAGAAUGGAUCAGAUUAUAAUGAUUGCUAAACAGUCAGCACAGGGCAUGGAUUAUCUUCAUGCGAAAAAUAUCAUACACAGAGAUUUAAAGUCAAAUAAUAUAUUUUUAACGGAGGUAUUAUCUGAUAAUAUGACUGUCAAGAUUGGAGAUUUCGGUCUGGCUACGGUAAAAACAAGAUGGAGUGGAUCUCAUCAAUUUCAACAACCAACUGGUUCUAUACUCUGGAUGGCUCCUGAGGUAAUUCGUAUGAAAGAACAUAAUCCCUACACAUUUCAAUCUGAUGUUUAUGCAUUUGGUAUUGUGUUAUAUGAACUCAUGACUGGAGAAUUGCCUUAUAGUAAUAUCAGCAAUAAGGACCAGAUCUUAUUUAUGGUUGGUAAAGGUUAUUUAAGACCAGAUGUCAAUAAGGCUAGAUCUGAUACACCUAAAGCAUUUAAACGUCACAUGUUAGACUCAUGUCAAUAUGAAUGGGAGAAUAGACCAUUGUUUCAACAGCUUCUUGCAUCAUUAGAAUCUUUAUACAGUAGUAUACCAAAGAUAAAACGCAGUAAAUCUGAACCGGCAAUACACAGGACGGAUUCCUUCGAUCUGGACUAUCGCUAUAUGUGUCCUUCACCUAAAACUCCCAUAAACUCUCAGUUUCUACAGUUUAACUUUAUUCACGCAGGCGAUUACUGA